This is a messenger RNA of Crotalus tigris (Tiger rattlesnake), 2061 nucleotides long. Its product is annotated as guanine nucleotide-binding protein G(i) subunit alpha-1. Bases 20 to 1084 code for a protein of 354 amino acids. The transcript is spliced from 8 exons. NCBI's taxonomy places the organism in Eukaryota, Metazoa, Chordata, Lepidosauria, Squamata, Viperidae. Gene Ontology annotation, cellular component: heterotrimeric G-protein complex. Gene Ontology annotation, biological process: adenylate cyclase-modulating G protein-coupled receptor signaling pathway. The record is from RefSeq and is a predicted model, not a curated record. Gene Ontology annotation, molecular function: GTPase activity; GTP binding; G protein-coupled serotonin receptor binding.
CAAAAAAUAACCCCCCGCGAUGGGCUGCACUCUAAGCGCGGAGGACAAGGCGGCGGCCGAGCGCAGCAAGAUGAUCGACAGAAAUCUCCGAGAAGACGGAGAGAAAGCGGCCCGCGAAGUCAAGCUCCUACUUCUGGGAGCCGGUGAAUCAGGAAAAAGCACAAUUGUCAAACAAAUGAAAAUUAUCCAUGAAGCUGGAUAUUCAGAAGAAGAAUGUAAACAAUAUAAGGCAGUUGUCUACAGUAAUACGAUUCAGUCCAUUAUUGCUAUCAUAAGAGCUAUGGGGAGACUGAAAAUAGAUUUUGGAGAUUUAGCCAGGGCUGAUGAUGCACGUCUACUCUUUGUCCUUGCUGGAGGAGCAGAAGAAGGUUUUAUGACAGGAGAACUUGCUGGGGUGAUCAAAAGACUUUGGAAAGAUCUUGGUGUUCAAGCCUGUUUCAACCGAUCAAGAGAGUAUCAGCUUAAUGACUCAGCUGCAUACUAUUUGAAUGAUUUGGACAGAAUAGCCCAUAUCAGUUAUAUUCCAACACAGCAAGAUGUCCUCAGGACCAGAGUGAAAACGACAGGAAUAGUGGAAACUCAUUUCACUUUCAAAGAUCUCCAUUUUAAGAUGUUUGAUGUUGGAGGCCAAAGAUCAGAACGAAAAAAGUGGAUUCACUGCUUUGAGGGAGUUACAGCUAUAAUUUUUUGUGUGGCACUUAGCGAUUAUGACUUGGUCCUUGCAGAAGAUGAAGAAAUGAAUAGGAUGCAUGAAAGCAUGAAAUUGUUUGAUAGCAUCUGCAACAAUAAGUGGUUUACAGACACUUCUAUUAUCCUGUUCUUAAAUAAAAAGGAUCUCUUUGAAGAAAAAAUUAAAAGGAGUCCUCUUACCAUUUGUUAUCCAGAAUAUCCAGGAUCAAAUACAUAUGAAGAAGCAGCUGCGUACAUCCAGUGUCAGUUUGAAGACCUAAACAAGCGAAAAGACACAAAAGAAAUCUACACCCAUUUCACCUGUGCCACCGAUACCAAGAAUGUGCAGUUUGUCUUCGAUGCGGUCACCGACGUCAUCAUAAAGAAUAAUUUGAAAGACUGUGGUUUAUUCUAAACAUGUACAUCCAACUCUAUUUUUUUUUUUUACAAAAAAACCAAAUGUGCUUUUUUAAAAAAGACCAUGAAUAUUUUUUGGGGGUGGGGGUUUUAUUUAUUUUUAUUUAUAUGUAUAAUACGGGGGGGGGGUUGUCCGUGUGUGGCCUUGAGUUAACGAAUCAGUUCAGAAAGUCAGUCCUGCUACUUUAUGUAGUCACCCAUGCGUUCUAAGGACCGUGAAUGAAAUAUUGUCUUUCAUUCUGCAAACUAUUUUUUUCUAUAUGUUCAUUGGAUGGGUUUGAAUAAUGCUAGGCAGCCAUGAAUAGUGCUGUGGAGCAUUGACCAGAUAGUCAGUAUGGUUCUUGUGAUUACACAAUUGAAGCCCUGCCCUUUUCACACGUGUAGCACAUAAUAGAAGGGGUCAUGUCUUCAUUAUGACCACCAUCCUACUGUUUUAAACACUCCUGGAGAUGCCUUGUCAAAUACCUUGAUUGUGCGUUGACUUUUGUUGGGUUUGUGAGAUCCUUGGUGCUCUCUAAACUUAGUGCUUUUCUUGCAGAUGUUUCAUUACCAAACUGGGUUACAUACAUCAGAGAACACCAGAGACGGAUGAUGUUACCUGGUUGGGUAAUGAAACGAUCUGCAAGAAAACCACCAAGCUCAGAGAGCACCAAGGACCCCACAGGUCAACCCUGAGCUACGAAUAUUCACUUCUACUGUUUGGUUUAUGUAAACACUGAACACAACAUUUAAAUGAUUUGCUGCAUCUUACCGAGUGCUCACGUUUGAAAAGCUGUUUGUUACUGUACAAAUACCAUGAUUUUGCUUUGGGGAUUGUUAACCCCACUUCUAAAAUAAUCCUUAUUUUUUUUCAUGUUAUGCAUGUUGCCUUCUUUUUCUUAAAUGUUAUUUAUAGGUCUGUAAUUAGCGUUGUAAACUCUCUCUUGCCUAAAGGAAACUUUCCACUUGCUCAGGAUUAAAUAGUAAAUGGCCCAA